GUGAUAAGUGGGUAGAGUGCAGUCUGUACAACACUUUUCAACUGCCAUCACGAACAGAGCGAGACAGGUUACAUACCUUCAGAAGCACAGCAUUGCUUGCAUAGAUAUUGUUGGACAAUACUAAUUUGCAGUUGAAUAUUAUGGUGUAUACAUAGCCUACCUGGGCUUCGUAAGCGUACCUUCUUCAGUACCCCGGCUUCAAUGCCGACGACAAAUCGCGCCCGAAAUCGAACAGUUGCGGAUCAGGAAGCGGAAGAGGAAGGAUGGGAUGCAAACGAUUGGGACUGGCACCCAGUCGCCAUGCAUGCGCGCAAGAAAGCGCGCACAGCAACAGAACCUGCGAGCGCUGCAGUUGCAUUGCCGUCAGCUGCGGUUCAACUAGCCGAUGGCGUCGAGGCCCCUAUCGGGACAGUAGUUAGGGCCGAGCCGUCGCUGGCCAACCCAAAGUUUGCCAACCUGCCCGUAUACAACUCCAUAAAGAAAACCGAUGUGAAGCUGGAGAACAUAUGCGUGGUAGAGGGUUGCGGCCGCAGCCUUGCCGGGCUCAAACGCUACUUCACCAGGCUUCAGAUCUGCGAAGCGCAUCUCGCGUGCUUAGCUAUCCUGGUUGACGGUACCAUCAGCCGCUUCUGCCAGCAAUGCGGCCGCUUUCAGCCUCUAAGCGACUUCACAGGCAAAAAGAAAAGCUGCACCGCUCGCCUGGAGCAAGUCAACGCGCGGCACCGGGAGCGAGUCCAGCUCAAGCAGCAGGCGGUUCAGCGGCGGGAGCAGCGGCGGGAGCAGCAGCAACAGCAGCAGCUGGCAGGGCAGCAUCAUCACCAGCAGACGCAGCCGCCGUGGCAGCAACAGGACGCGCCGCAGCCCGCUUGGGAGCCGCCGGAGGGCUGCUGCCAACCGGCGGGGGCGGCACCGCUGCCUGCCGCGGCGUCGGAAAGCCUUCCAACGUCAGCGGUCCCAGUCCCGGUCCGGUACCAAUCACCUCCGGAGCCGUGUGCUGUUACCGCCGGUGUGGGCGCUUCCUCCGAUGCGUCGUACGGCGGUAUGGCCGGCGGUGGCGGCAGUUCCUUCCCGUCCGGCGACGCCGCCGCUGCCGCCAGCGGCGGACCGCCGUGCUCGUCACAUAGCCUGCCUGGGGCCUCUAGCAUCAGCCUUGGCAGGCUCGUAGCGAGCGCCUCGGAGCCCAGCUUUCCGGAUGCCUGUGCUGCGGCGCCGCCACCGUCAGGUGUGCAGCUGCCGUCGCUGCCGCCGGGCCUUGAAGGCGCCAGCAGCAGCAAAGUACCUGGCGGAGGCGCCAGCGCCGCACCCGGCGACCCUGAUGCUGGCGGCGGCGGUACGACGGCGGGGCUGUUGCCGUUCAAGCGGGUGGUGUCCACUGGCGGCGCAAGCGUGGUGUGGUACAGCACCAGGAGAAUGUCUCCGCCGCCGCCGGCUGCUGCUGCUGCUGCUGCUGCUGCUGCUGCGGUAACAACGGCACCCACGCUGCAUAGCGCCGACGGCAUGUGUCGUACACGGUCCCUUUCCGUAGCGUCGAACGGGGGCUUGCCUGACGCGAAGACCGCCUCCGCCGGCGCCUCCCAUGCACCGCAUCGUCCUCGUGCCGUACGUGUAGCUUUUUGGAACGAAGUAACAACCGCGAUUAACCUGGAUCCUACGGCGCCGGUGCACCAUGUGCCGGAGCCGCCGCCUUCGUUGCCUAAGGACAUCACGCGCGCGCUGGAAGCCGCUGGCUCGAUGCUCCUGCAGCCGGUGAUGCUGCCGCCGCAGGCGCUGGCACCUCCGCCAGCAGCAGCGGCGGCGGCGGCGAAGGUGACGGCGGCGAAGGUGACGGCGGCGAAGGUGACGCCACUGCCAGCCGGUAGUCCGCGGACGUCGGCUGCAUCGGCAUCACCGUUAGCGGCGGCCGCCGCCGCAGCUGCUGCCGACAAUGCCGGUCAAUGCCCAGCACCCGCAGCAAGUCCUGUUGCUGCUGCUGCUGCGGCGGCGGGGGCGGAUUCUACGUCCCAGAACGUCGCCCGCUCAAUGGAGACAGCCACUGCAGCUCCGAAUGGGGUUGUAGGGCUCAGGCGCAUCAGCGGCGGUUGGGGCAGCGGCGGCGAGAGCACUAGCUGGGUCAGCGCAGGCGAGGUUACCGCCGCCGCCAAGCCCUCAGCCUCCGCCGGAACCGGCGGCCGUACUGCUGCCGAGGCGGCGGCGGCAGCGACGGCAGCAGGAACGAAAACAUCCCACCGCCUUCAACCGGAAGAUGGCAAGCCGACGGCGGCAGCCGCGCUGUUAUCAGCAUCGCCGUACACGAUGGGUCGUACUGCCAGUGACAACUUCGGCAACCUGCCCCACUCGCCCCUGAGCCACUCCUACGAGGGCGCCUCGGCGGUUCGCAGCAACGCCGGUGCUGGUGGCGGCGCUGAAUGCGGCGGCGGUGACGCUGCGCAAGCCUCAAGUCGGGCCGCCCCCAGCGACGCCACCCACGUUGCAGCCCGCAUCACGAGCAUCAUGGCGGAGCUAGAGCCGUUGCUAGCGCAGGUGAAGCACCUGGCGCAUGUGCCGGGAGAUGCCGACAACGGCACCUCCGCCGCCACUGCCGCCGUUGUCGGCAAGCCUGGCCCAGCGUCUGAGGUGGCGGCCCCUGUGGCUGGCGGCGGCGGCGGCGGAGGAUGUGCGUCAUCGUCGGCGGGCGGUGCCGAGAGUCGUCCCUCGGCGGCGGCGGCCGUGGUGUCGCUGCCGCAUGUAUUCGGCGCUGCACAGGAGGUGAUGCAACGGGCUUCGGAGCUGGCUUCGGCACUGCAACAGCAACAACAACAGCAGCAGCAACAACAGCAGCUGCAGCCGGCCAUGCUGCAGGUACUGCAACCGGAGCAGCAGCAGGUGCAGCAGCCCAUGCAAGCGGGUCCCCUGGCACCUUGCGGCCUGGGGCAAACGCCGGGGCAGCUGCAGCCAGGGCCGAUGCCACCGUCGCAGUCACGCACACGUGCGCAUGCCCCCAUGCAGAUGCAGCAGCCGCAGCAACAGCACCUGGAAAGCGGCUGGAUGGCAGCCCCAAUCGCUCCCCACACGGUGUCUUCAGCGACCUCCGUGCAACCGCAUGCAUCUGCCGCUCCCCAAGCUACCGUUGUGUCUUCAGGUACCCCCAUGACACAGCAACAGACCUCCUUGGCAUGGCCACCACUACCGAUACCUCACCCAUUGCCGCCACCUCAGCAGCAACAGCCGCAACAACAACAGCAGCAGCAGCAGCAAGCACUUGGAUCUGUCAUGCCGUACAACGGUCUUCCGUAUCACCCACCGGCACCGUACGGAGGUAUUCAUGCCGUACGACCGGUUUAUGUACGGUACGUACAGCCGUACCUGCCCCGCCAUCCACAUGCUACAAGUACGGCUGCUGUAGCAGCCAUUCCGCAACAAUUUGACCCUCAGCAGCGCGUGCCAUAUCACGCCGUACACCAUCCUGGCAUGGUACGGUACAUGCCGUACCAUCCCAGAGAUCCCCUCCUCGCUUCCGGCGCCGCCAGCGUUCAGGUUUACCCCAGACAUGCCCUCCCGCAAGACCUGCCUCUCGAUCUGCAAGCCAUGCACGCGCAUGGCGGCGCGAAUGCCAUUCCUCUCGAGUUUACUAGCAGGCCUGAUUUGGGCCACCCAACCGAAGCCCGGGAGGCCGCGGCCCUUCCUGGCUGGCCCCCAGUUAGCCAUGGACCCAUGGGUCAUACCACCUCGUCGACCCAUAGGUCAAUGGGGCAGGAGCCGCGGAAUGCGAAUGGGCUGUGCGAUGGGGCUUACAGCAAUGGUGGCACGGAUGACGAUGAGGAGAUUUUUAGUCAGAUGUUGCGCCAGAUUAUUGAGGAGGACGAGCCCGCAUCCAACAUGAAUCAAAACACGGAUCAGUCGUCGUACAACGACAACGGCAACAACCUCCAACAGCAGUACUUUCCCCACCAUCAGCAAGUGCAACAGCCGCAGCAACAGCAGUCUCAACUGCAGCAGCAGCAACAACAACAACAUCAGAUCUGGUUGCAGCAGCAGCAACAUGAUUACCAAACCGGCUUUUAUGACGACGACAUUCGUCUGCAGCACGUUCAGCAUCUCAUGCAACAAGAGCACGAGCGUAGCGCGACUAUAGCGUCUGCCGUACAACAGGGAGUUUCCAUACACCGACAGUUCCUGACCAGGAUGCCGUACGCGGGCUGCGGCGACGCAGAAACAGCGGCGGCAGCGGCUGCCGCCGCCGCGGGCGGCGUUGGCCCCGCUUGGUGCGCUGGCGGCGGCUUCCCUGGUGCUGCUGCUGCUGCCUCCGCCGGCAGCGGCGGUUCCGCGGCGGCGGCGGCUGUGCCUGCCGUGGGUAUGGAGUUGGAGCGAGUGAGCAUUAAAGCAAUGAACAUGCAGCCGCAGGAGCUGCCCAGCAGCCUGCGCAGCGGGCUGGGCAAGUGGCUGCGGGCGGCGGGAGGGGAGCCGCUGCAGGCGACGUUGCGGCCAGGCUGCUUGCAGCUGGUUAUCGACGUUCAACGCCCCGCCUCCUCCUCCUCCUCCUCCUCCUCCUCUUCAACCACCGCCAGCGAGUUCGCCUCGCAGCUGCUCCCGACACCUGAUGCGGACCAGGCUGCUGCUGACGUGUUCCGGUUCAUGGGGCAGCGCCUGCGGGACACCUACGUGCAGGUGGGCGACCGAGUGCUUCAGAUCCGAGUGGGCGAAGACCCGCGGGUCUGCAGCUGGGAGCAGGCGGCGGAGGACGGCGGCUUGUACGGCGCCAAGAUGCCUCAUCUCACUGGCAGCAGCCGGGCAGCGGUGUGCGUCGCUGUUGCUGGUUCUGGUGCUUCUGCUGAGGGCGACGUAGAAGGAAGGGGCUCCACAAGCGCUGUGUUGGAGUUGUAUGGCAGCAACUUGAACGACCCCCGUACCAAGGUCUUUGCGCGGCUGCGCGGGCGAGAUCUGCCGGUCAGCCCGGAUUCUGUCACUGAGGCUGUCGGGGCCGCUCAGCUGGAAAGUGAUGAGGCCGUUUCUGUUGAGGCAGCAGCAGCAGCAGCAGCAUCUGGAGCCAGCAGAGUCCUUGGAAACAAGCCCAGCAGCGACAGCAGCGGCAGCAGCAGCUUUAAAGCCAAUCGUCUGAGUGUGCGUGUUUCAAUUCCCGCGGGCUGUUGUUCCGGUCUGGUGGUGUUGGAGGUGGGGGUAGGGCACCUGCUGGGGGGCUGGUGGCCGCUGUUGGUGCUGCCGCGGGGGCAGCAGGCGGCGGCGGAGGAGCUUGGGAGGCUGGCGGCGGCAGCGGCGGUGGCGGUGGCGGAUGGGGGCCAUGAGGGUGUGCGGGUGCCCGGCGUAAUGGAAAGGAGGUUCUUCGUCGACCUAGGUCAUGUACUGGACGCAUACGCGGCCGCCACCGCUGCGGCCGCUGCGGCCGCUGCGGCUGCCACGGCAGCGGAAACCGCCGCCACAGCUGCAUCCUCCGCCCUCCCUACCAGCCCCUUCUCACCUCCCUCUCCUCCCUCAAGUCCGCCGGAGGAGGAACGCUGUUCCUCCCCGGAAGCCGAGAGCACCUCCUCGCCACCCACCUCGCCGCCACCCUACCCGCCCCCAAUCACGUCGGCAGCUGUCAGCAACAACGGACGCGCUAGAGCUGCUGCCGCAAUCAGUGCUGUUAGCGUGGGCUUGGCCAGCAGUACCACCAGCGGCACCAGUCAGGCGGGGGCGUGGAACUUCUCGGAUGUCGGGGGGUCGCUGGCGGUUUCCUCCGCUGUGCUGUCCUCGAGACUGUCUUCAACGCGACUGUCGGCGGCAGUAAGCGGCGCAGCUGGUAGGCAUCUGCUGCUGCUGAUGAUGAGCUUGCGAAUGCCGUCCUACCUUGGUGGUGGCAACACUGCAAGCCCGCCCGCCAUCCACAGGAGCCUCAUGCGGCUCUCCGCCACUGCAUCGCAGCACGAGGCAGCAACAACGGCUGCUGCUGCUGCUGGCGAUGCCCGUGGUAGGGCAGCGGGUCUUGGAUCUGCAACUGCAGCGUCAGCAGCAGCACCCGCAGGAUUGGGAGGAGGAAAGCCCGACAGUGCCGGCAGUGACGCAGUGCUAUCCCCACCCGCAGCAGCAGCUGGGUCAGCCGGCGCCGCAGCUCGAGGGGGCCAUGUAGCUCGGGCUCGCGGCGCGUCUUCUGCUUCAGCGUCUUCCAGCCAGCACCACAACAAGCUCCACCAGCAGCAGGUGUUGUUGUUGCUGCCCGCACUGGCAGCGGCGCAUCAGGCGCUGUUCCGAGUGGCCCCUCUGCUGCGUGUGUCAGUAUCCAGGGGCCUGCCACACCUCACCUCCCUGCUCCUCGCUGCGGCCACCCGCCUGGCGUCCCUCGUCGCCGCCGCCACCGCACCCACACCCGAGCAGCCCUCGAGCACCACCCACACCACCAUGACUACACCGCCAGCAGCACCCAACACCACCGCCGCUACCCCCGCAGCUACUCCUGCUGCUACAUCCGCUGCUACCACAACAGGAGCAGCACCAAUGGACGCAGCAGCCGCCGACGACCGCAUGCCACGACAGCAGGAGCAGCAGCAACAGCAACAGCGCCAAGACAAGGAGCAGCAGCAGCAGCAGCGCUGUGUUGCCGUACUGCAGCGAGCAGGUGUGGAUCCGCAGGCACUGCUGCCGCUGGCGGUGCUGUCUGGCAGUACGGCAGUCGUGGACUGCUUGGCUGGGUUCGCGGAGGGGGUCAUGGGGCAGCCCCUUCGGCUGGAUCUGCCGCAGGGCCCCGCGGGUAUGAGUCUGCUUCACCUGGCGGCCGUGUUGGACGACGGAGGCGCCCUGGCUGCUCACCUGGUGUCCUCGCAGCCCUGGGCCGCGUGGUCCUGGGUGUGCCUGGGCUGGAGCCCGCAGCAACAACCGGAGCAACCGCAGCAGCGCCCGCAACCAGAGGGACAAGAAGGAGGAGGUGCCGAAACCGCCACCGCGGCCGCUGCAGCGGGUCUUACGGCUGAUGGCGACAGCAGCAGCAGUGCUGGCGACGGGGGUGGUGCGGGGGGUCGUUACACGGGUGCCAACAUGCGUCUAACGCCGGGUGCCUUGUCGCUGCUGGCGGGUCAGGGGGAAGCGCCGCUGCGUGCGGCUCUGGGCGCGUUGGUGCUCGGGGAGGGGGACUUGGUGGCGGUGGUGGAGGAGCGGCAGCAGCAGGACGGAGACGAGGAGGAGCAGGAGGAGCAGCUGCUGCAACCGCAGCAGCAGCAGCAGGAGGGGGAGGGGGAGGAGGGUGAGGAGGAAGAGGCGGAGGGCCUGCAUGGCGUGAGGCAGGCGGCGGAGGUGGCUGCUGUGGACAACAACAGAAGUGCAGCUGCUGCUGAGGCUGUUGCGGCUGCUGCUUCGGUCGUGGCGGCGGCGGCGACAGAGGGCGGCGCUGCUGUGGCGGCGGCGGCUCCCAGUCUGGCGGGAGUGGUGGAGGCGUGGGGGCGACUCAGCGGGGCACUGCUCCAGGCGUUGUGUGAGCAGCUGGAGGCGCAGAGGCUGUAGAAGUGGGGGUGCGCGAAGGCUGUGAGAGUGGGACCAUGGUUAUCAGUACGAUGUUGUUUGGGAUAUUAAUGGUAUCCCUGGUACCGGUACCGGGGUAGCAACUGUCCGCUGCCAUGCAUGGCGUUUAGGACAGCUGGGUGGUAGUCUGGAAGGAGCGGCUCUGACUUGAAUUGGAUGUAUGCAGAGUACAGCGAGCGGCAGGAAGUGUGACUCUGUGGCUGCAUGGUGAGGGGGUAGAAAUAAAAAAAACACUGACAAACUGGAUGACGAGGCUCCUCCAUGGGUUGCUAACUGGCCCAUCCCACCCCACCCGUAUUAGUCAAGCCAAAAGGGGGGGCUGGGUUGAUGACCUGGGCUGGGUCGGGAUUGGAUGGGAACUAUGGCAACUUUAGGCAGGAGGGUGCGCGUGCGGCGUGCGGCGUGCUGGGGACAGAUCAUGAAACUGAGCCGCGCGGCGACACGGGUUGUGAUUGUGAUUGAUGAUUUCCACUGAAGGGUUGGGAUACCGGUGUUAAUUAGGGCGUUCCAUGAUUGGGAACGGAGGGCGUCCUUGGGGCUUGAAGAGGUGGUUAACUUUACGGCAAGAGGUGGUUAGUCACCCUGCCUCGCCGUACACGUGCGUACGGCGCCCACGUCGUUUACGGUACCGUUAUAUAACCCGACAGGCAUGCAACCCUCACGGCCCCCUGUCAUUGAACACCCCUGCGUGCCCAGGUACGGUACGUGGU
Messenger RNA from Astrephomene gubernaculifera, 8192 nucleotides. The record is from the annotation of a GenBank genome assembly. NCBI's taxonomy places the organism in Eukaryota, Viridiplantae, Chlorophyta, Chlorophyceae, Chlamydomonadales, Astrephomenaceae.